AUGCUUUACUUUAUUUUUAUAGCAAUUGCAUUAUCAAAGAAUGCAAAGAUGGAUAUCAAUUUAACAAUUGGGCUAGAUUUUUCAGACAAUUCCUAUUUAGAAUUCUAUGGCAAUUUUUCAAAUCACUAUAAUGAAUUGCAAUAGAAUGGAUGUAUAUUCGUUAUUUAUUGUGAUCAUAGUAAAAUUGAAUAUCGCCCAACACCUUUUACCUUGCUACAGUUGUUACACGCGUCAUCAAUUCAAGGAGUAAGAAAAACAUUGUUUAGGAGGAGGCCGAUAUUGCUGUAUUGCUUUAUAAAUAUAUAAUAGAGUAUUCUGAUUAUGUAUCUGGGUAGACAAUUUUGAAAGAAUUUUUACUUUAAUAGUGUAUUUUGGAAGUAUUACCAUAACAUUAUCUUAAAUAUACAAUAUACUUUGGAUAACAAUGUAAGAAAUCAUCAAUGGUUGCCUGUUCUAAGAAUUAUUUUACUAACAAUAACAUAUCAACUGAAGCAAUAAACAAAUGUAUUGAGGAUAGUUUCAAUCAAAGUAAUGAAGUAAAUUAGGAAAUCAAAACUAAUCGUAUAUUAGAAUAGUACAAAAAAAUGGAAUAUAAUUAAACAUCAUUUUCCUUGUACUUGGAUUCCUCAGAUUAAACUGAUAUACCAUAUAAUGAAUUCCUUUAAAAGUUGUGCUAAAAGUAUAUCAAUGUUUCAAUAUCAUUUUGUGAUCAUCCAGAUACACCUAUUAAAUAGGGUGAAAAUGCAAAUCCAUUGGAAUAAGUGUUUUUAUUCAUUUUUGCCUUGAUUAUUCUGAUAAUUGCUGGUUCUGGAGGAUGGACAUUAUUGAAUAAGAUUCAAUUUGGAUCAAGCCUAGUUCCUAAAAGGAGGAUAGCUAUUCCUAAAUUCGAAGGAGAUCACAUCAUCUAAGAGGAUGAAAUUUGA
Molecule: messenger RNA, 923 nt
Organism: Paramecium octaurelia
Lineage: Eukaryota; Ciliophora; Oligohymenophorea; Peniculida; Parameciidae
Source: the annotation of a GenBank genome assembly